AAUAAACAAAUAGAAGGAUUCACCGAUGCAAUCAGGGACUGCUUGUGAAUUUAUUUCAUCUGAAGAAUAAGUAGUUUUGCAAUGGACAUAAAUGAAGGUGACUCAGAGCUUCAAUCUGAUGAAAUAAGUUCCACCAGCAGUUGGGAAUUUUUAAGAAAUAAUACAAGUACAGAUUUGUAUCGUCCUCUUCCACGCAGACCUUUGAGACCUUAUCAAGUCUACACCUCCUAUCCGAGGAUUUCCUGUCACCAAUUUGUUUCACAUCGUUUCUCCUUUCCUUUACGAAUGGAGUAUGGAUCCAGACCUCUGCCUGGCGUCAGCACUCGCAGGGCCUUCGCCACCGUGACUGUCAUCUUCCUCGUCUCACUGCUGGCGCUCACUUGCGUCUACAUGAAGUUCCCGGAGCUGGAGGAGCAUGAAAAGCAACAUGUGAAAAUUCCCAGAGAUAUUGAUGAUGCCAAGCAGCUGGGACGUGUUUUGGACAAAUAUAAGGACAGAUACUUUACUGAAGUUCUGGGUGCCAUAUUUGUCACCUACAUAUUUCUUCAAACGUUCGCCAUUCCCGGCUCGAUCUCGCUGUCCAUCCUUUGUGGGUUCCUGUUCCCGUUCCCAUUAGCCUUGAGCCUAGUGUGCUUCUGCUCCGCCACUGGCGCAUCGCUAUGCUACCUGCUGUCGCUGUUCAUGGGGCGACGCGUCGUCUUCAAGUACUUCCCCGACAGGGUACUCCAGUGGACCGCGGUGGUGAACAGGCAUCGAGACAACUUAUUCAACUACAUGUUUUUUCUGAGGGUGACACCUUUCCUUCCCAAUUGGUUCAUCAACAUUGUGUCUCCAAUCAUUGAUGUCCCUUUGUCCGUUUUCUUUAUUGGAACAUUCCUGGGGGUCGCCCCGCCGUCGGUGGUGGCCAUACAGGCCGGCCAGACGCUGUACGAGCUGUCCGCGUCGAGCGACGCCUGGUCGUGGUACUCCGCGGUGGUCCUGGGGCUGCUGGCGGUCCUGUCCUUGGUCCCCGUGCUCUUCAAGCAGAAGCUGAAGCACAAGUUUGAGUAGAGCCCCUGCGUGCCCUGCACGGGGCGGCUGGCCACCUGGUCCGGGGCAGUGGACACGAGCAGCUCGUGUGUGUGUGUGUGGUGCGGGUUCCGUCACAAGUCAGCUUGCCGAGAGUGUCGCGGGUGUGUGGAGUGCCUGAGACCGAGAGAAUGGUGAGGUAGAGACAAGAUUGUAUGGUGAAUGGCGAUUAAACCAAAAACACAGAGAAAAAAAACAUGUCUAUACACCAUAUAACGCUGAUAAACAAGUUAAUACUCUAUGAAUCGUGAAAUUAAUCAGCAUAUUUAUUCAAAAUUAAACUCAGAUUACAAAAAUGUUAAAUUUUAGUAUAGUACAUAUUAAUUUUAAUGAAUUUAAUUUAUUUAGCAUGGAGUUAGUACCAAAAUGUAUACGUACUAAAUAUUUUUGGGAAAAAAAUUUUGAUUUUUUUUAUAUUGCAACUGUUAUUAGUAACUAAUUUACAUUACAACAUUGGAACAUUUUACAAACGCACAUAUACUUGCUGAUUUGUUUUUUAUUGUUCCCAGUAGUAAGACAUGCUUAUUACAAAUUAUUAUAUUUUUAAAGUUUAUCAUUCAGUCAAAAGGACUUUGUUUUGGUGAAGUAAGUAUCAUUGAACAAGUAAGUGUUGUAUUUAUUGAUAAUUUUGCUAUCUUUAUGAAUAAACAGAGUUUAUAAAAAAUAAAAGCAAUAACAUUGAAAUUUUUUGUUUUAAAAACAAAAUUUGCCUAAAAACAAAACCAUAAAAUCUUGUCUCUAGUUACUACAUAUGUUUGUGUGCAAGUUUUUCACCUUUCAAUUGUCAUAUGUGAUUUCGUUUUUCCUUUGUUGUUGUUCAAAUGUUAUUUUACUUUGUCAUGUUAACAUAAAUAUGUUGAUCUGGUGUUAAUUUAAAUUGAUUUUAUCAUUCCAUAAACUAUGCAUAAAUGCCAUUUUAUAGAAACAUGAAAAAAUAAUAACUCUGCAAACGUAAUUGUAUUGUCUUCCCCAGCACAAACAGUGGCUAGGAAUCACUAUCUUCAUAGCCAUACACAGUUGUGUUUUGAAUUCUUAAACUGUUUGAUCAAAAACUUAACUUAGUCAGAAUUUAUUUUUACAUCAUUAGACAAAGUAGAUAUUCAUAUCUAAUUAAUUUAGUGAUAAUUGUUUAAACUUGGUAAAUUACUAUCCUGCUAACACAAAACUGAUGUUACUUCAGUGUAUGUACUGCACUUAUUUUCUAUAGUCACAACAGUAUAUAAAUUUUUUUGGAAAAAGAUGCAGUGUACACGUAAUGCAUCUACCAUUAACGAAACUCAAAGCAGAUGUUUGAUGUGGGCAGGGAUGCGAACAUGAGGCCCUGCAUAGCCCAAGAAUUUGCACGUGGCUUUUAACCAACACGAGUGGUCUCUGGAUAGAGGGUGCUUGUAUGCUGUAUCCUGCUGAUAUGUUGGCCUACGUGCAGAAAAUAAGCGGAAAACUUUUAUAAUGUAUAGAAAGUUUUCCAUGAAACAUAAUUUUGACAUUUACAUUUAUCAAUCCCGUUGCACAGCCACGAUUUGCAAGCGCAAGCGGGCCCCUUCAGUAGGAGGCUUUGUAAUUCCAGGGGGCAUCCGGGCCCCCUGCCUCUCCCCCCCCCCCCCCCCCCCCCCCGUAACUGUGCCCAUGGAUGCGGGCCUAAAUUAGCAGUGUAGGCAACAUAGUUAAGGUUGUUGCUAUGGCUAUCAUAAGUACCGUAAUCACUCGCGUAAUGUCCGCAGUAAUUUGACCACAUUUUUGGCCAAAAAAAUGGGGUGCAGACAUUAUGCGAGGAAAAAUACAAAAAUACAAUAUUUUGUGUUCUAUUCAAGUCGUGCGUCUUUGUUCUAAUGAGGAUGGGCAGGGGAGGCAGCGACGCAGCAAGAGGAAGAGAGAGGCAACGACUCCGCAGGGGGGCGAGGCAGUGCUAUGACUGGGGGGGAGAGAGGCAGAGGCAGCGCCUUGUCAGGAGGGGAGAGAGGCAGAGGCGUGGCUUAAUCUCCCUCCUGCCAGCUAGCCAGCCAACCUGACAAAGGAGUGUUAGAAUCCUUGACCCACUUCCCUUCCUCCUUCACUUCCCCUCUUCUUCUCCGACAACACUCCACAUCAACACAGCGGCAGCGCGCGAGACCAGCUUUCUUUAUCUUUAUGUCGUUUGAGAUAGGCGACUAACUGCUUACGUCUGGCAUGCCUCACGACGGUCCUACUGAGAACGGACACUUACAAAAUCACCUCCCGCCGCUCACAAUACAUGGCUUGUUGAUUGAUGCAUGCCAAGCUGCCCUGCCCUCAGAUAAACCCAGAAAAACACGUUUUUAAAUUUUUCUCAAAAAUGUUUACAAAACAAGGAGGGGGGCUUAUACGCGGGCGGGGCCUUUGACCGUGCUUUGUUCAGUUCAACGAAUUUCCCCACCCUUUCAGAACAGGAGAGAAAGGACAGUCAAGGUCACAGCUUUGUUUACAGAGCCGUCAACUUUCCAUUCGUACUGCGUCCUUUAGGGGUGGCCAAAGUUGUGUUGCCCGCCGUAGACGACUGGUGCGGACAUUAUGCGAAUUUUUAAUUUUUUCUUUUAAGGAUAUAUAAAUAAAGGGUGCGGACAUUAUGCGAGGGCGGACAUUACGCGAGUGAAUACUAUGUGUUGAACACAGAAAAGUCUGAAAAUGAUAAGCCACACAGUGUACACUUCGUUUGCAGGGCUUGGUUAUAAUGUAUACUUUCUUGUUUGAGAAGAGAAGUGCUGGGGAGCUGACAAGUGAAGGUGUUUAGUGUAGUUUUGGAAUCCUUGGUAGUUAGGUUGGAAAUGGAAAACAAAGUAUUACGUAGUAAUGUGGUUACUUUCACCAGGAUUGUGGGAACAGUUAACAAUGGAAGCAAAAUAAAUAUAUGAAUAUCAUUUCAUGGCACGUGUUAGCUAUAAGAAGUGGAUUAUUAAAAAAAAAAAGUUAAAAAAAAUUAUAAAGUAUUGAAAAAAGCAGUUGGGGGAAACACAUUUUAAAAAACAGUAAAAAAAAUGCAGUGUUGUGCUGUUACUAUUAACUUCAAAGUGAUCGUAAUAAUGGCUUUUCUUACAUUGAAAGUCAAUUGUGCUCAUAAAUGAACAUUUUGACUGGUAAUUUGUAAUGUUUCCAUCAAAGUGUAACUGUAAUGUAAUUAUUUAAUUGUUUGAAUGAGCAAAAUUAUGAAACAGUAAUGGGUUAUCAAGUAGAAUAUGUUUCUGUAUUGUCAUGGUCAGAUGUGCAUGUGUAUGUUUUCUUGUUAUUUUGUAUUACGUGUUUAGAUAUUUGAAAAGAAGCAAUUCUUUCUAGAGUGGUAUAUUUGCUGUUCCUAAUUGCCAGUAGGGCAUGGCAGCGAAACUUUGUGUGUGUUUUGGAAGGUAUAAAACUAAAAUACAAACCAGGGGCGAAAGGUUUUAAAUAGGGUUUUAAACAUUUUAAAAAUCAGGAAUUUUCACAUUGGUUAACUGUUCUACGAUUUUGAAGGCGCAUAACUUAAUUGUUAUUUUUAACCAUUAAUCAUUUUUAUAACUCAAUAUGUUAACAAUUAUAAAGUGAUUUUUACAAUUAUGUAUAGAACUUAUACAUAAAAUUAUAUAUACCAACAUUAAUUAUAUGUCAGCAUCACACAACGACACAAUAAGAAAUAUUGUACCUUAUAACCAACUACGUGCACAUUAAACUAGGCCCAAAAAAUAAAAUAUUUUUUUGUUUCCAACUCGUAAGGCAUUUGUGAAAGCUGUAAAAUCUUCUUUUAAAAAUUUCUUUCAAAAUCCCUGAUUUUCAAUUGAGCAUCAGUAAACAUGUGCGUCAUGUCAGGAGCUGGUAUUAAAACUAAAAAAAUGUUUGUAAUCAAAUAUAUUACUACGAUGAGUUUUAGAGUGCUACUUUUCAAACACAGUCACAGCCACACUGGCCGAAUGCCUUAGUCUUUGUCUACAGACUUCUAUCUCUCUCCCUUCUGCUCCCCUUUUCCUCCCACUUUAUGUUUCCUCCCUAACUUCCCCUCUUCUGCUUGUAUGCCUGGUGGAAGCAAAGCCAGCCAUUGGUCCUUUUGCAGUGUAUAACCUGCAUGGCCUAGACCUGCCGAGGGACGAGUUUACAUUUCACUACUUUUCAACAAUCCAUUCUGUGUAGUGGGGAUCUUAAAGACGUUUACUGUAAAAAAAAUUUUAUAUAAUCAAUCCUUUAACUACGUUUUAAUUCGUCAUACACAUGCAUUUAUUGUGGGAGAAAAGUGAGCGGAGCGCGGGUUUGGUUUUCCAGUCCGGCUGCAUGGUACGCAGAAUAUGUGAAGAUAGCCGAGCGCUGAGUUUCGGUGUAAGAACAGGUCAACAGAAAAUGGAUUGUGGUAUUUAAGAGAGAAGUGAAUAAUAAACGUUGCCUCGAAAAUUUAUUGUCCGUUUUAAAACUAGUAAUUCUACUGGAAUAAUUCAUUGGAGUAACAGAUUCAGAAUCUAAUUAAAAAGGUAUUUUAUCCGUCCUGGAAGUAGAGGAACCGACGAUUCCCUUGGUUCCGUGGAAUUUUCGCCCCUGGUACAAACUCAGCAUGAACUUGUAAUAAAAAUAAGUAGUGUAAGCUGUCAAAAUGCCUGUUUUAUUCUAGUGUGUGUUGUAAUGGGUGACAAAGAUACAAUCCAACAUUAAAUGAUGAUUAUUUAUGGAUAUGCCAUUAUGGCACGUGUGUAGACCCUAGCUGUUUAGACAUCAACAAUGUACCAGUAAUUUUGGCCUUAAAUAAGUGAUUCCAAGGUUUUACAAGACAAUAAAGCAAGUUUUGCUGUCUCACAUGAUACAUAGUUCAUCCAAAUUAUUCAUUUAUUGAACAAAAAUAACCAUGUAAUUCUGGUAAAGCUGUUUUAAUUGAAAGUUUGUAGAACAUUGAUUUCAGUUAUACUAGAUGUAAAAUUUCUCUAUAAAAAUGAUCCCAUACUACCAGGCCAUUAGGUUGUUAAAUGAAAAGCAUCCAACUAAAGCAUGUUCAUACUGAGAUAGGCCCCUGAGUGUAAAGUUAUAGUUUCUUCAAUACUGUACUAUCAUACUACUCCCAUUCCUACACCUCUUUGCUAAAAAUUUAAUUCUCAUAGUGUUAUGAGAAACACUUUCAAAAAAUAUUGAAAUUUGCAAAAGUCUUCUUUUCUGCUGUUAUAAUUGACAAAAAAAGUUAAUCUAGUUUGGUUAAGUUGCCGGUUUAUGUUUCUCAUUUACAUUUUUUUUUUAGGUAAAUUGAAUUAUUUUUCUACUUAAGUAUGUUGGCCAGUAAAACUUUGUCUUGAUUUGUCUUUUUGAUUGAUCUUCUUAAGAAAUGUCUUAUUGAAUUUGAAACUAAAAUUUAUGCAGUUUAGUGGUAGUCCUAGUUUUAUUUUAAAACAUUUUUUUUAACCUUUAUUUGAGAUGUUUUCAAUUUCAGUUUGUAGCCUGUUACUCGUACAUUUUUUUUUUUCAUUGACAGCUAGCAGAUGUAAUAGAAAUUAAGUUAAGUAGCAAGUGUAUCUUUUGUUGGGAAAGAAUUAAUUUGAAUUGCCAGGAAUAAAUGUUAUUAAUUCAAGAGUGUAAGAUGUAUUAAUUUUAAAAAAAAGCCAAAAAACUGCUACUGCUUUGUUUAUGGGAUGAACUAGUAGUAUAAGUGGGUACAAAGAACUUUUUAACUGUAAAAAUCAAAUUGUAUAUUGAAGAAAGCAUGUAAUUGCUUAGCAUGUGUCCUGCAAGGCUGAUAACCCUUAGGCCCGUCGCACACGAGCCAUUUAAAACUGAUACUGUUAUUGCGUUUAAAAAAAAUAGAUAUCUAGCAAUUCAUAGGCAGUCUGAUCCAACAAAAUCUACAGUCUGUAUUGCACAUCUAUAAGGUGAUAAAAGCAUUGUUGUCUGCAGUCCUGCAAUGCAAUCAUAAUGGAACCUGGACAGACAUUUUGUGCAAUGAAAAAUAAUGUCAGAGCACACACUUUCCAUGAAUCUUCAUCCAAUUUGCAGUCUGGUGUUCCAUCCAGUGUUGUAUAACUUUCUGUUUCCUCCAGAAAGCCAUCGUGGUUGAGUGGUCUCAGGUCACCGAACUCCCACAACGAUGAACUGGGAUCCAUUCCAAGCGGGGUCAGCACUGGAUUUUUCGCAAUUGGGAAACGUGGAUGUUGUCAUAAGCUGAUGGGUUUCUCUCAGGGUUUUCUCCCAUUUCCACCACCUAUUUAUUCCAUCAAUACACCAUUCACAUCACUUUACCCCUCGUCAUCCAUAAUGACCUCGAUGACGAGAUAUUAAGUCCAACUCAUUCGUUCACUCACUCAUUUUACCACCACAGGGAAACAACCACCCCUUCACAAUGAACACAAGUCCAGCUUUGCCAGUGACACGACCGAGACUGAGAUCCUGAAACAGUUGAGAAAAUGAGGAUGAAGACAAUGUCUUUUACAGGUUUAUGUUACCAAGUGUUAGUUCUUUUACCAUGGCUAGAAAUUUUAACUAUGAAGUAUGUUUGAUAUAGAAAAUGGACUGACCAAAACCCUACAUGAUUCUUCAGUCAUACUCGCGUACGAGGACAAAUUUCUCCAAUGCCUAGUAGUCAUUUCUGUCUCCAAAUUAAGUGUCUCCUCUCAAAUUACGAAUGUGAGGGACUAUUUCUCAUAUCUCAAUUAAAAUGUGGAAAUGUGACAUUACUAAAUCUUGACUAAUUUUUAAAAAACAUUGCAGUCUAUUUAACCCUCUUAGUGCCAGCCUCUGCUAGGAUGGUAAUGCUAAUAUUGCCAGGUCUUUUUUAACUAAAUUGCAUCUCUAGAGUUUAAUUUUAAUAACUUUUUAACCUUUAGUGUUAUAACUAUGAAAUUUCUCCUGUUUAUAGAUAAAUGUUUUCUUUUGUCACUUCUCAUGUUUAAACAUAAAAAUUUUCAUCUUAUUUUAUUUUUGUUGAUUUUUAAAUUAAAAAAUAAUAAUUAUUAAAUAUUUUUUAUGGAUUGUAAUGUGGAUAGGGAGUAGUUUUGUCAGUAAUAUUCUUUUGUUUGAAUUUUUUUUAAAUAUUUAAUUGUUUUUCUUUAUGAUAGUAUAAUAGCAAUGUAAUUUUUUCCAAUAUUUAUUGUAAUAAUAAUUUUUUGAAAAAAAAAAAAAAUCAUUGCUCUUCUAACUGUGUGACAAUUCUAAUGAAAUCUUCUCUUAGCCUAAUUCCAACUAUUUAGUGUAUUUUGAAUCUUUAUAAUUUUUUUAAUAAUUAUAAGUCUGUUAUUAAUGUAUGGUAUUUAAAAAGUAAACGAUAUUAUUAAAAAAUUAUGCAUAACUAUUGUAUGUUUUUAUACAAAUUUAGGUGAAACUGACUUUCAAAUUUUAGAAGAAAAUUUUUGACUUGGUUUAUCAGCAUUUUACAUUAUCACUUUUUUUUCAAUUAAAAAUAUAAAAACUGCUGAGCGUAUCUAUUGGUUUCCUUUACCAGAAGCUGUAGUAAGGAAAAAGUAAACAUUAGCUGGAAAAAUGCUAUUUGCUUCGAAUUUCGAGGUGGUAAAUGUUUGGUCCAGCAUUUUCUAAACCUGGGGUAUGUUGUGUUUUGGUGGUGAAAAUGUUUUCACAAGAAGACCUGAUUAUAUUAUUUACGUCAGUAAGUUCAUUUUCAUACGACGAAUCACUUGAACUAUCGCCUGAAUUCGUACGAAGUGAUGCACCGGCUGUAAUAUAUCUAACCGCAGCCACUGGAGUAAGUCUCGGUGUGUUUGAAGUAGAUGGUAAAUCCUCUACCUAAUCGGUACUUGUUUCGUUGUCACUUGUUGUAUCACUUUCACAAAUAUCACUAUCGAGCGAAUAAAAAUAGUCGAGCAUUUCUUUGUCAUCUUUACCCGCAAUGUAUUUUCUUUUCCGAGACAUUAUUAUGAAAACGAGAACAAAAGCCUUGAUCGCACAAAGUUUCGCGGUGGUAUUAGUUUGAAUAAUAGAGUAUAAAAAAAUAGAAUAACAUCAUUUUCCACUGAGAAAUAUGCGGGAAAACGUGUUUACUAUUACUAUAAUAAUAAUUUUCAACGCAGAAUAAUCAACGGUAUAAAAUCCUAUGCAAUUUGUAAUAUCCACGAAACUGGUAGUUACAUAUACCGUUUACCUAAAAUGAACCAUUGUUGUCAUAACUUUGAAAAAAUACAUUUGUAGAAAUUGCCGGAAAAAAAUUUCAUGACAUAAAAGAAUUAAAAUAAAGAAUUUACAAAAGAAACAAUUUUUUUUUUGAAAAGGGAAAGUGUUUCUUUAGAAUAAAGAAAUGCAGCAAAACGCGGUUUCUAACGCUGUGCGAUGUCCAGCAGUAUGACACUUAUACUCUCUGUUGUGAGAAAAAAGAACUAAAUAGUAGGACACUUUCGCUACCUGUUAACAGAAAAAGGAACUAGAUAGUAGGACACUUCAUUUGACAAAGGUAGAAUGCGCUGCUAGUAACAAAAACUGUCUUGAAAACGGGAAAAAAAAAUCGGGCCGAUUUUUCGGCCCUGGCAAUUUUCGCACAACAAGGCAAAGCCGAUUUAUCGGACUUUGGCACUAAGAGGGUUAAGUUUGUUCUUUUUCAAACUAUGUACUUUAUAUUCAAACUUUUUUCUUUAUCAUUUUAACAUAAAGUAAUUGAGAUGGCAAGUACAUAAGUACAACAGUGAAAUGAGAUUUAUUUUAUGAAUGUACGAUAAAUACGUAACAUGCUGUGUGUAUAGAGCUUAUAUAAUUAAUAUGCAGGCCACUUAGUCAAAAUUUUCUCAUUUGUAACUUCAAUUGUGGAUAAAGUCUUAAUUUUCUUUUUAAAAUUUGUGUAUGUUGUAAAGCUGGGGUUGAAUUUCUUAUAUGAAUUUGAUUGCCAACAUUUCAGUCGGUGGAACGCAAGGCUGCAUAACAUUGUGCUCCUUUUGCAAAGCAGAAGACAGUCUGUAUGAUAUAAAUUCAAGAGCCGAAAUACUUACUCUUAAGUGACUGAAAAUUAUGUCUGUAUGCUAUAAUGCAGAUUGUUGAAAAUACUCGCUAGGUGCAAUACACCAAACUUAACACAUCAAAUAAUACUGUGCACUCAAGUUUUCUUUUACCAUUUUGCUUCUGAAGUAAAAUGGACUGAGUAGGUAAAGUCUUUUUGAAUAAGUGUAGGAAACAUGCUUUUUUGAGGAUCCACAACCUCAGGCUGCAGGGGAAGCUUACAAAACAGAUUAUUUUUAUUUUAAAUUUUUAUGCUACAAACUGUAGUGUUGAUGUUCUUGUCCGCUCCUAUGCCAUGAAAAAUGGAACAGAAGCAGAGCGUGUGUUACACCCAUCAAUUUCCUCCAAAAACUGAAUCCGAUUAGAGUAAGACGUUUAUCAGCUCAUCUGCGACGGGCCUUUCUGAAUGUGUAAAUCAUGUACUAAAAGCAUUCCAAACUGUUUCUCCAGUUAAAACAGUUUCAAUUAUUUUCUUUACGUACAUAUUUUGGUUUUAAUGUUCAUCCAAGUUAACGUAUCAGUUUUAUUUUGUAUAUAAUUUUAUUUUUGAGAUCUGCAUAGAAGAUAUUUUUCAAGAAAAUAAUUAGCACUAAAGUAAUUUUUUUUUCAAUUAAUUGUGCAUUAUGGUUGAAGUACAAAGUUUAUAAUAAAAUCUGUAAGAGCAACAAAUUUUACCCAUUCAGUCAGUAUUAAAGAUGUUUUCCUUGCAUGAUAUUUAAUGUAAUAGUUACAGUACUUUGUGCAGUUAUUCUUUUUGUGUGAAAAUAAGUAUUUUUUGAGCAGAUUGAAUGUAAAGUGUCAAAGUUGUUGUGAUGAAAUUUAACUGCCUUGACAAAUUGUUAUUGGUGCUGUUUUUGUUAUGUGUAUCCUCAGGAUUUGUUGUAUUUAUUGGGUUGUACAAAAUAUUUAUAGUUAAUAAAAGGUUACAGUAAUAUUGAUUUUCUAUUGUCACCACACUUUUAUUAAAAUGACCAAGUGUUAAUAAUUAUGAUGAAAAUAGUACAUAGAAUUGGUGUGCCUCUUGUAAAUUUUAUGUGGAGAUUUUCUUAGGCAAUGUUUGACUAAACAUGAACAGUGUACAAUGACACAUCUAUAAAAUUUAAGAACCACCAUAUCAGAUUCAGCAUUUACUGUUAAAAUGUGUGUUUGUUUAUAAUUUACUCUUUUUAAAGUUGAUUUAAAGUUGUCAAGAUAAAUUUUAAAUUGCUAUUUCUUUCUGUGGUGUGUUUGGUGAAGCAGUAUUUUUUUUAUAUAAAAUUUUUGGGGCAUUUCAAAGAUGAAUUGAAUACAUAUAAAAUUAACAUCAUAUUUUCAUGCUGUGAUUUUAUUUGCUAACAAUUUAGUAAAUAAACUGUAUUGGAGUGUUGUUACAAGUACAAAGAAGCGAAUGCAGGCGCACUGCAAGUUUUAAGUGAUAGGUCUAAAACUGUUUAUAUUUAACUAGGUGACUCGGCGAACUUCGUACCGCCUAACAGUCAAUGAAUGUUGUUUUAGCUUUUAGCUAAACUUAAUUUAGGUUUUUAUUAACGCAAUAAAAUGAAUAAUAAAAAUUCAAUAAAAGUACAAAAAUCAAGUAUUUCAAUGGCGUGUCAGCAAGACAUUUGCUUUAUAGAAGCUAUGUAUUUUGCUUCAUGGGUUGCACUCGGGUUGAUUCUCUUCAGUGAAGCACCUAGUAAUAUACGACAAUUUUCGUUUCGUUAUCAGGCGCAAGAACAUAUUAAGCGGAUGGUUUGCCGACACGUGAACAUACCACUUACAAUUGACCAUGAGAAAAUCAUGCAAUUUUUUAGAUUAAGACCACAAACACUUAAGGAUAGGCCUUAUGAUUUGUUAAUCGUCAUGGCAAAUGCAAGACGAAUCGGAAUCCUCGGAAUGAGAACUUCCUCACCUUUGAAUUAUUCUUUGAGUAUCAUCCCUUGAAUCACAGUGAUCAUCAGUUUUCUUAUCACCAAACGUGUUCCAUUGCAUAGUUUUGGUUGGUUUAGAAUUCGAAGCUUGAUGCCAACCAAGCCAUCCUCCAGUUGUAAUUGUGCGGUGUAAGCCAGGCACAUGUAAGGAGUUUAAAAAUUCAGUUGGAUAGUUGGUUGCUUCGUUUUUGUUUGUUUCACAGUCAUUAGAUUUGAAUAAAUUCAGAGUAACAAUGAUUUGAUUCUGAAUUACGAAGUUUAGGUCAUCCACAUCUUUUUUCUUAGCCACCAACAUUGCUUGCUCACUCAACCAUUUGUUAUUUUUGUGGUUAGCAAUGAAUUUCGGGAACACUUUGUUGAUAAGCUCGUUUUUCGAUGAGACGAAAUUGCAAAAAUUCUGAGGAAACGAAAUCAAUCCGCUCGAAUCAUUGACAGGAACACGGCCAUUACCGAUAGUCAGCAAUUGCUUGGAGAUAUCUUCAGCAGAUGAAUCGUUCAGCAAUGCAACUCUCAUGUUUGCUGCCAGCUGAAGUGUCUUCACAUAGCGCCACAAAUUUGAUGAUUUGAGGCAUGCGUUAAUUUCAUCAGCAGCAGUCGAUCUUAGAAUUACUGGCAGUGUUUAGCAGAAAUCGCCAGACAGUAAAAUCAUUGCGCCUCCAAAACAUCUUGAGUCAUUGCGCAGAUUUUUCAAUGUUCUGUCAAGUACUUCCAAUGCACGUUUAUGCACCAUUGUGCAUUCCUCCCAGAUGAUAAUUAUAGAUGCUCCUAAAACUUUGGCUAUUGUGGGGUGUUUCGCAAUGUUACAUAUCGGUUGUUCAGUAGUUUGAAGGUUUAACGCUAAAUGAACCGUACGGCAUCCUUCUAACAAUGUGGCCGAUAUUCCAGAAGAAGCAACUGCUACCACAAUAUCGGAUCUUGCACGAACAUUGGCCAAAAUCAAUGACAUGAGGAAUGUCUUACCAGUUCCACUGGGGGCAUCCAGGAAAAAUAAGCAACAAUUUCCAUCAUAAAUUGCCUUCAUUAAUGUAUCAUACACUUCCUUUUGUUGGGGGUUCAACACGGGUACGUUCGUUUGAAUUGAUUGGUCUAAUUCAUGUUGAUCAUGUUCACGUUCACUUUACAAUUCUGGAUUAAAUGUGUCUUUCAUUCCACAAUCUGGCGCUGGCAUUCCUAACCUGACCAACAAACUGCUAAACAUGAGGUAAUACAUGUCUUCAAUCAAGAGCAAAGCCUCGUUAUGCAUCUCCUCAUUCACCUCAAGAUCAGGAUUUCUUGAACUGACACGAAUUCGAUGUAAAAUUACUUCUGACAUGUUAUCCUUGUAUUUGUUCCAUAGGUAAUGUAGAUUCGAUGGGAAGCAUGACGAAAUGAUGAUAGCAAAUAUCUCCUGGAGAUGCAUAAAUAAUUGCUUCAGCGAUUGUCUGGUCCCAAUGAGUAUCGUUUUCAAGCAAGUUGAGCUCUUGACAUGCAGCAUGAAAUUAUGGGCACAUUAUACCAUUGACAGUUCGUAGUGAUUCAAAUGAUGUUGGUCCACGAACAUUCACCAGUAACAACCGCAAAUAGAAGCAUUCAUCAUUCUUUGGAUGAACUCUGUAAAUACAACCAAGAGCAUCAGUAAAAUGCACAUAAUGAUUACCAGGAACCACGUCGCCUUGCUUCUUACAUUGAAAUGUCUUCAAUGAAGCGUUACAAGUGUAAUAAUGUGGCAUCUCCGAGUAAAGCAACUUUCGUGCAAAUGUAUCGCUUUGGCAAAUCGCUAAGAAACUGGUCAAUUUUGUCGCUGGACGUGCUUCAGCACGUUGAGAAAAAUUUGACGUGGUGAAAUAAACUCGUUGACCAUUCUCCAGAUGCACCGCCAAAUGUUCAACAGUGGGAUAACAUUCGUGAAUAGGGAAUGAGAAUAUACUGCAAAUCACCUCAUUGCAGUUCACAUAUUGACUGACUUGAUAGCGCGUCAUUUCAUCUUUGUUAUUAGAGGUUUGGCUACCAAAAACUGCCAUAUCGCUGCCGUUCGUGACAUAUUUGCAGAUGUUUUGAUGGACUUCACCGAAUUGCAAUACUCAACGUUGCAAUGUGUCUUGAAUGUUUUGGAAAGAAGUGGAGAAUAUAGAAAAAUCCAACUGUUGUCAACCACGAAAUUGUUUCCUUUCACUUUCGUUGUGAUAGUUCGACCAUUAUCAUCGGGAAAUCGACCAUGAUACAGUGGAUAACCAUCGUUGCUAAUAAUGGUCUCCGCCAUAACUUUUUGUGGAAAACGUUUGGAACACUUGCCAUCGACCGUGAACGGUGAUUGGGGAUUAAUGGCACCACACAGUCCAUUAAUAAUAUUCGUAAUAACAUCAUCAUGUAGACAGGAUCAGGAUCAGGAAUCUCUGCACAUAUGAUAUCAUCUAUUUGGUGUGGUCGAAUUUUUUCGACUAACCAAAUAAGAAUUAGUGCAUGUGGCAAGCUUCCUUUUUGCCAUUCGAUUAAUA
Bacillus rossius redtenbacheri is the source of this 14329-nucleotide messenger RNA. It is a transcript of the gene stas, whose product is annotated as transmembrane protein 41B. The transcript has 6 exons. Bases 82 to 1050 code for a protein of 322 amino acids. Gene Ontology annotation, cellular component: endoplasmic reticulum membrane. NCBI's taxonomy places the organism in Eukaryota, Metazoa, Arthropoda, Insecta, Phasmatodea, Bacillidae. The record is from RefSeq and is a predicted model, not a curated record.